UGCAGGGUGCGGCCGCUGAGCCGCCCGGACCAGGAGUGCUGCAUCGAGGUGAUCAACGAGACCACGGUGCAGAUCCACCCGCCCGAGGGAUACAGGAUAUUCCGCAACGGGGAGUACCGGGAGACGCAGUACUCGUUUAAAGAGGUGUUCGGCACCCUUGUGGUUCAGAAGGAGCUUUUUGACGUGGUGGCUAAGCCUCUAGUGGAAGAUCUCAUCCGUGGGAAGAAUGGUCUCCUUUUUACGUACGGCGUGACAGGCAGCGGGAAGACACACACCAUGACAGGAUCCCCUGGUGACGGAGGGCUUCUCCCGCGCUGUUUGGAUAUGAUCUUCAACAGCAUAGGACCCUUCCAGGCCAAACGAUUUGUUUUUAAGCUUGAUGACAAGAAUGGUGUGGAUGUUCAGGGCGAAGUAGAUGCUCUGUUAGAGCGCCAGAAGAGGGACGCCAUGCCUGUUCCAAAAACUCCGUCUGGCAAGCGACAAAUCGAUCCGGAAUUUGCCGAUAUGAUCAACGUGCAAGAUCACUGCAAAGUGGAAGAAGUCGAUGAAGACAACGUCUACAGUGUCUUUGUCUCCUAUAUCGAGAUCUACAACAACUACAUCUACGACCUCUUGGAGGAAGCUCCCUUUGAGCCGAUAAAACCCAAGUGGAACAAUUGCAACACUCCUGUGCGAAAUGGUGACUUGAUACCUCCACAAUCCAAACUACUCCGUGAGGACCAGAAUCACAACAUGUAUGUCACAGGAUGCACGGAAGUAGAGGUGAAAUCUACAGAAGAAGCUUUUGAAGUGUUUUGGAGAGGGCAGAAGAAGAGGCGUAUUGCCAACACUCAGCUGAAUCGGGAAUCCAGUCGCUCCCACAGUGUUUUUAUAAUCAAGCUGGCUCAGGCGCCGCUGGAUGCUGAUGGAGAUAACGUGCUGCAGGAGAAAGAACAGAUCACUUUAAGCCAACUGUCUUUAGUUGAUCUGGCUGGAAGUGAAAGAACCAACAGAACAAAAGCUGAGGGGAACCGGCUGCGGGAAGCAGGUAACAUUAAUCAGUCGCUAAUGACGUUAAGAACAUGCAUUGAAGUUCUGCGGGAAAACCAGAUGUACGGAACAAAUAAGAUGGUUCCGUACAGAGAUUCCAAACUAACUCAUCUCUUCAAGAACUAUUUUGAUGGUGAAGGAAAAGUGCGUAUGAUUGUGUGCGUUAAUCCUAAAGCUGAGGACUACGAGGAAAGCUUGCAAGUCAUGCGCUUCGCCGAAAUGACCCAAGAAGUCGAAGUGGCCCGGCCUGUCGACAGACCGCUCUGCGGCCUGACGCCGGGGCGGCGCUUCAGGAACCAGGCCUUCCGCGAGGAGCUCGCCCGCAAGCUGGAGAUGCGGGGCGGCCCCGUCAACGGAGAGGCAGAAGAGCAAUUUGCUUCAGAAAUGUUUUUGCAGAACUUCCCUCCGUUGCCUUCGUGUGAGCUGUUGGAUGUUAAUGAUGAUCAAACACUUCCAAAGCUUAUCGAAGUCCUGGAAAACCGCCAUAAACUGCGGCAAAUGUUGUCAGAGGAGUUUGCCAAGAACGUACUUGCCUUUAAAACAAUGCUGCAAGAAUUGGACUCCAGCGUUCUAUCCAAGGAAAACUAUAUUCAAGGAAAACUGUCCGAAAAAGAGAAAACAAUAGCAGGACAGAAAACGGAGCUGGAACGCCUGGAGAAGAAAAUUAAAACUUUGGAAUACAAGAUUGAGAUUUUGGAGAAAACUACGACCAUCUAUGAGGAAGACAAGCGUAAUCUUCAGCAAGAGCUAGAAAGCAAGAGCCAGAAAUUGCAACGUCAGGCUUCUGACAAGCGCAGGUUGGAGGCACGGUUGCAGGGCAUGGUGGCAGAAACAACCAUGAAAUGGGAGAAGGAGUGUGAGCGUCGCGUCGCAGCGAAGCAGCUGGAGAUGCAGAACAAGCUCUGGGUCAAAGAUGAAAAACUGAAGCAACUGAAGGCCAUUGUUACCGAACCAAAACCUGAAAAGCCAGAGAGGCCUUCGCGGGAGAGAGACCGAGAGAAGCCUGUUCAGAGAUCAGUGUCCCCUUUACCAGGGCCUACUGCGCCUCCCGUUCGCCUCAGACACAGACGGUCCCGCUCAGCUGGGGAGAGGUGGGUGGAUCACAAACCACCUUCUCAUCUGCCCACUGAGACAGUCCUGCAGCCCCAUGUCCCUCACGCCAUCACGGUGGCGGCUGCAAGCGAGAAGGCACUAGCUAAGUGUGACAAGUAUAUGCUGACGCACCAGGAGCUAGCCUCCGAUGGGGAGAUUGAGACAAAGCUCAUCAAGGGUGACGUCUUCAAAACCCGGGGCGGUGGCCAGGCUGUGCAGUUCACGGAGAUAGAGACGCUGAAGCAGGAGUCUCCAACGGGCCGAAAGCGGAGAUCGUCGCCUUCCAAUCCUGACCCACCCGAGGACGCUGCAGACUCCGAAUGGACUGAUGUAGAAACCAGAUGUUCUGUGGCGGUGGAGAUGAGGGCAGGAUCAGCUCUUGGACCUGGGUAUCAGCAUCACGCUCAGCCCAA
Messenger RNA from Leptosomus discolor (cuckoo roller), 2534 nucleotides. NCBI's taxonomy places the organism in Eukaryota, Metazoa, Chordata, Aves, Leptosomiformes, Leptosomidae. The record is from RefSeq and is a predicted model, not a curated record.